Anarrhichthys ocellatus (wolf-eel) is the source of this 7120-nucleotide messenger RNA. It is a transcript of the gene rhof, whose product is annotated as ras homolog family member F. The coding region runs from base 5429 to 6043 and encodes 204 amino acids. The transcript is spliced from 5 exons. Lineage: Eukaryota; Metazoa; Chordata; Actinopteri; Perciformes; Anarhichadidae. The record is from RefSeq and is a predicted model, not a curated record. Gene Ontology annotation, molecular function: GTPase activity; GTP binding. Gene Ontology annotation, biological process: small GTPase-mediated signal transduction.
GAGAGAGGGGGCCGAGCGCUCUCGGCAGCCAUUUUCCUGAAACAGGACUCAAUGGCCUAUAUGGGUUUCCUUUGUUCCAAAAGGGAUCUUACACUUGAUUUCCUCAUCUCUCACGGACUAUGAUAAAAUCUAUGAUUCCUCCUUUUAAAGGAUUGAGAAGAAGGAAGAGAAUGUACUGGAUGUAAUAGACCUGUGACAUCUUGAGCCUUUUUUCCUCUGCCUGGAAUCCAUCUUUGUCUUAACUAGGCCAUGGCACACCCAUAUAAUAGUAUUUAUAUUUCUUAAGUGAUAAGAAACCAAUGUUGUGAAUAAACAGUUGUGUGAUCUUGCAGAUGUUAAAUUAGGGGGGGAAACAGUUAAAGUGAUGUCUGAUUGUUUGGCAUUGCACAUAUGGCCUUGUAGGAUAUGAGUAAGUUCAACUCUUUUAUAAUCAUUUUCAAUUUGUUUGCUUAUUUAUUCAUGUAAAAUGUGAGGCAUGCAGUUACUGUUAUUAAAAUGUUUUAAUGUCACUUUAUCUACUAAGCUAUCUAUUUGAUCACAGACAUUUUGGCAUCUGUAAUAGACAACUUUAUUCAAAAUGUUCACUGGCAUGCAGACAUGUAGAUAUACAGCCUACAGUCCAGGUUAUAUGCCACUGCUCCUCAAAGGACAAAGCAGGCCAUAAUGGCCUUUUGCUAAAUAGUUUAUUGUGCUGCCUGGACAUUUGUCUGUUGAUUGAUAACCCAUUUGCUUUGAUUAAUGACUUAAAAUACUUUCCUCUCACAACAGCAAUGCUUAACACCCGUGGUGGCUUGUGUGCUGUAGACUACUCCUCCUACAACCGUGGAGACAACCGAUUGCGUUUGUGCUGUCCAUUUGCCAUAUUAGAACCAAAUGCGUCCAAAGUGUAAUCGUCGGCUUGACCUUGUUUCAAAGGCAUAUUUAAAUGUAUUUAGACGCCCAGUGAGAGAGCCUUUUACAGUUUCUACAACGGUUAACAUAAAAUAGACUGUCAAACUUAAAGAGGAAACAGGGAAAACUCUUAUGGUGAAAAUAUUUACCUCAGCACUUUGGUGAAAUGCAGUUAACAGGCCUAAACGCAGGGGCGGAAGGAAUGUUUUCAGCUCCAUCUUCGGAUCCUCUAAUAAUGGCAUUAAUAAGGGGUGGGAUAGCAUCUCCUGAAAAGGAAGGAAUCCAUUAGCACGAAAGAUAGAAAGCUCUUUUGAAAACUUUUUUUUUUUUUUUUUGAUCAGCAGGCAUUGCCUCUCAGCCAGCGAAUAUGCAUCUUCAAGCAUCAUAUCUGUGUGGGCAAUAUGCAAACCAUCUCCUCUCCCUCCUUGAAGACAGGAUUGCAGUCAAGUAGGCAAACACCUCUUCAAUUUCGACAUUUCUAACUGAGCUACAUCAUAUAAAACCAAGGAAGUGUUGUUUUGAAAGGUAAUGGAUUUUGAGCUAUUUCACUUUAUUUGCCAAUUUAUGUCUAAAUGUGGGUUUAAUGUUAUACAACAAGACAGACAUGAACAAUACAUAAUUGUGAUUAAAACGCUAUCAAAACUGUAUUGGCUUUUGUAAUAUGUAUAUAUAAUUCGUAUUUUUGUUUGAUAUCGUAAACUUACAGUUUGCAUUCAAAACAUGUAAUCCAAGUCUUAAACGAGGAAAGGAAUCUUAUGGGGAGAAAUCUUGUAAAUUUCACUGCUUCCUUUUAUCCAAAGAGACCCUUUGGUGAUAAGUAGGCUACACUUGCUUUGCUUUCUCUGCUGUUCUCUUGUCUCAAAAUGGCUUCUUUACAGACAAAGGAGAGUACUGUGCUGUAAAAAGCUGCUGCGCCAUAACUGGGAGAGGCUCGUUCACUCGGUGAGAGAGCCUCGCUCCGGGGACAUUUCUCGGUGAUACAACAGGAAGUCUUAACACCGACCGACGCAUGGGGCGAUUUCACUCGAAUAGGUGUGUGUUUAACAAGAAGUUAAAAAAAGAAGAAAAACUGUCCACCGUGCGUAAAGGGAAGGAAACGUUGGGAACGUGGCGCGUUCAAGCUGUCGGUUACUGGGCUGACUCGCCCUGCAACGGCAGUAAUCCGAGAGCUCUGGACUGUUGCCAUGAGAGCUCGAGCGUGUUGUUGCAACCCCCACACUGCUAUAUAAGGUCAUCAGGAAUUCUCUGCAGCAGCCCUGUUGUUCUGUCUCUGGGUGAAAAUAACACUGGGGGUGGUUUCGGGCUUCAGCGCGUGCUCUGUAGCUCGAGAAAAAAAGUCCGGCGGAUCUCUUGGACCGAUUCUUUUUAAGUGCAACAGAUCAGAAAAUACUAACUCAAAAGAUGCGUAAAGGAGUUGAAAAGAAGGGGGCCUUAAUUCGGUUUUAAGGUGGGCCACUAUACGGUGCCUUUUACGCACUCCCUUUUUUAGUGUGUGUGUGUGUGUGUGUGUGUGUGUGUGUGUGUAGCCUGGUGCUUGUGAGAACACAGAAUUGUAGUUGGUGUGUCAGAGGCCUGUUUUUCUUGUUAUCCACUCCUAGCUCCGGCUGCCAAGUGCGCGCAUUCCUCCAUUUGCAGGUCACGAGGCUGCAGCCAGCACUCUCCUCUGUCCUAACCCUGCUUUCUAGAUCCCCACCCCCCACCCAGUGCAAUGGGGACAUAAUGUGAGGAAGGUUUUAUGUAUGUGACAAAGAGGAACAUUUUGCGUUAAAAUCCGCCAAUGAGGUUAUUUAUAGGCCUUUGUUUAAAAAAAAAAAAGAGAGAGGAAAAAACACCUCUUCGGUGGGUUCGCCAUUCAGCUUUGCGCGCCGCUGACAGACUGGAAUAUUCCACACAGAGGAUUGGCCUCUCUUCUGCGGGACAGCUGUCUCUCUGCACGACGAAAAAAAACAUUUUUUGACAAAUGUUCUUUGUUUAUUAAUUGAUGAAAGGGGGCUCUAUACGUAUGGAUAUUUUGUAGACUACAUCUUCAGGACAAUUUAAUAUCCUUUUUUUUUAUAUGCAAUGUUAUUCAUUUGUUAGGCUACCAGUUUCACCUUGUAAGUCAAACAAGCACUUUUUGUACAAUUAUGCUGGUAUUUUUCAUAGCUUGUACUACACCGUACCGUUUUGUAGAACCUAUUGGGGCACAUGAGUACGGGCAGGCAGUCAGGCAAACUGCUCUGCCCUUUGUUUCUCUUCCCAUGUUUUCUCAGCCUUUUAUUUUGACGGAUUGUUCGCUGAAUCAAAUCAGGUAUCCUACGUACUUUGUGUUUUUUAAUGUUUUUAUUUUUAUCUAUAGGUACACUCGCUUAUUCAAUGUUUUUUCAUUGGUGGUAGGCUCCUGUAUUUAUUCUAUUCAAAAUAUUGUCUUUUCUUCUUUCUAGGUCUUAAAUAUUUGCAUAUCUAGUGUAUCAUUAGUGUACUAUUCCACAGUAAGGCUUGUGAUGUAGUCUCUUACUUGGCAAUAUUUUCACCUGUCUGUGUUCCUGAAAUGUUUAAAUAAAUAGAUUUAUACCCUCAUUCUUAUGUUUUAUUGUUUUGGGAAUUGAAGCAGGUUGCUUUUCUUUUUUGAUUGACAUUAGUUGUAAUAUCUACCUUUUUAAUGAUUUUAGGCCCAUCUUUAAAACACUAUUUUAGCCUAUCAUGAUACGACACUAAAUUACACAGUGAACUCAAUUCAGGCUGCAUGGUGACAUAGCUGAAGCAAUUUGAUAGGUGAAACUCCCUUUUAGUUAUUGCAGUAAAUGUGUGUGUAUUCUGGCAAAAUACUUGAAAGAUUGCAUGUUUUCUUAAAUAUAGGCAAAGGAAAAAGCAGUGUCAGUUCAUCCUCUUAAAGGGACAGCUUGCUCAAAUUUUCCCCCUCCAACCCACUAACUGCAUAUUUUCCCACCCGAGACCACUGAAAUCUAACCUUUAAAUGUUCCUUUGUAACUUACCUCAAUAAGAGUUUCACUGCCUUUAUGGGAGAGAAAAUGUUCCAGACCAGAUACUGAACCAAGUGUAAUCUCAAAUACAAAAUGUUUCUCUUGGCUCAUUCUCUAUGAACUAAUCUUUCCUGGCACCCACUGUUACUGAUUUAUGUAAUUAUAGCCAUCAUCGACUUGGCUGAGACAUGUUCCUAAUGUAAAAAAUAUCAUUCUAUUGCACAUACUGUAAUGUACAAGAGCAUUCUCAAAUCAUCCACUUUAUUUGAUAUCCGGUAGUAACUGAACAUGUCCAGUUGCUUUUGAUCAUAACUCACUGAUAAGUUAUUCUUCAUGCCUUAAAGCAGCGCGUCUGCCUCGCACACCCACAGCCUCCCGGUCAAUAGCAGCACAUACAUGUUUUCACCUUAUACUAAGGUAACCUACUGUACCUCAGAAUGUCGUCUCCAAAUCACUUUUUUUUUGCUCAUUUAUUUAGUUUAAUGCCGGAUAAAGAUGUCCGUACAUUGCACCCUGGGAUGAGAGAGAGAAUAGUUUAUCCUGCCGCCCCAAUCUGUGAUGUCACGGCUGUGUUCAGCCAUACAGACUGAACAGAUAAGUAUGACUGACACAUUGCUCGUGAAAUACCUCUGGGGAUUCAAAAUAAUUGCAUUAAAAGGAAAACACAGGAAUAAACAUAUCUACCAAUUGCAUGAUUAUAUUCUGCAUAUAGAUGUAUAUUAGACUGAUAUUUAAUGGAUUACCAUUGAAGCAUUAUUCCAUAUUGAUUCAAACAACCACGCAUGGGAAUGAAAAGGGUGGGCAACCCCCAAAUAAAAUGCAUACAUUUGAAGAAUUAGAAGUGAGGCAGCUGGUUUAUUACUUUAUAUUUUGUGCUUCAUUGAAAAAGAAGAAGAGGGGUUUGGCCAUUUAGCGGUGUAUGUUUCUGAGAAAGCAAGUUCUCAGGAGUAAAGAGCUCUGAUGGAGGUACAAGCGACACACCCAGCGCAUUCACUGUCAUCAGAGCAUGACCUCGCAGAUACAAAUCUAGAAAUCUGUCAGCGUUUACAAAAACCUGCUGACUUAACUUCAGCAUUAGAGGUGAAUAUUUUCAGUGUUAUCUCUCUCUCUCACACACACACACUCUCACACAUGCACACAGACACACACACACACACACACUCCUCUGUUGAUGGAGGCAGUGCUUCAGCUUGCGUGCCCACCCAGAAAAUGAAAUAGGCAUGCACAUUCGAUAGAGGAAGUGGACCAGCCAGACUCAACUGCUGCACAUGUGCAACUCACUUAUUCUAACCCAGCGAUGCUUUCAGUGAGCAGACUGACAAUAGGACAGGAAAAGUGUGUAGGGGGUCAAUUGGAAACAGCUUCAAUGUGACAGGAACAGGAAGUGGUGAACAGAGCGAGCUACCCGGUAAAACAUGAGGUUUUUCUGUUCCUCUCUCUUGACACUGCCUGUACAUCAUCUCAGCCUUUCCAAAAAUAGAGUCAUUAAGCUUUGCUAUGGAUUUAACUUACAUCUGGAGGGAGUAUCUUCAGUCCUGACCUGUCUGGCACCUGUUUGAUUGUUUGGAAGCGAAAUGACUGCUAAUGGUACCACGAAAAGGGGAGACGAACUUAAAAUUGUGAUAGUGGGAGAUGGAGGCUGUGGGAAGACAUCUCUUCUGUUGGUUUAUGCCAAAGGUGAUUUUCCUGAGAAAUAUGCACCUUCAGUGUUCGAAAAAUACGUCACCACUAUCUCUCUCGGAAGAAAAGAGAUAAAGCUCAACCUGUAUGACACAGCUGGUCAGGAAGACUAUGACAGAUUACGGCCGCUUUCAUACCAAGAAGCCGAUCUGGUUUUAGUUUGCUUUGAUGUGACCAACCCCACCAGCCAUGAGAAUGUCCUGAUAAAGUGGCACCCAGAGGUGAAGCACUUCUGUCCGGACACUCCGGUCAUCCUGAUUGGCUGCAAGACAGACCUCAGGAAGGAUAAAGAGUGUGCCAGGAAGCUCAAGCCCAUGAACCAGGCUCCCGUCACUUACACACAGGGUGAGGAGACCCGGCAGCAGAUGAACGCAGAGCUCUACCUCGAGUGUUCGGCGAAGUAUGAGGAGAACGUGGAGGACGUUUUCAGGGAGGCAACCAAAAGGACUUUGGCCUUUAAUCGAAAACGAAAGAACUGCAAGAGGAAGAAGCAAUGUGUAGUUUUGUGAAGUCAGAAGAACUGAUUCUUAAGGACUCUACUGGCUUUUUUGUUUAUUUGUGGAAAACCAUUCAUUCACAUUGCGAGCGGUUAGACAUUCAGAGACCAAAGAUGCUCUGCGUCUCAGUGUGGAAACAGCUGAAUGAGCACUGGUUCAGAAAGCUCAGACUAGUCCUCGUAUGUUUUGGGCCUCACUGCAUCAUCAGUCCUUGCAAGAAGCAGCAGGUUUGUAUAUUCAACUUGAAAAGCAUUCCAAUGUAUUUUUGUAUGACAUUUUUUGUACUGUUGUACUGUUUCCAAACCUGUGUUUUAUUGAAAUGUACAUCUAUUAGAGGAAGUUAGUUCUUGUAUUGUCAACUCAGAUUUAGAUUAAUGGAAUUGUCAAUUUAAAAUGUCUGGAUCUGGUUUAAAAGCUCCAAGUAGAUAACAGAUUCCCAGACAGAAUAGUUCAAAUACAUCAUGGUACUGUAGCUUUAACAGUCUUGAGAAAGAAAACCUUGAUCAACAGCCAACAGGAUUAGUUCAUUUCCAGUGAAACUGAACACCAAUCUGUCUUGUGGCUGUGUCGACGUGAAGCAGGGCUCUUUUCUUCACCAACAGCGCCCACUAGUGUCAGGAAAACGAAAUGUGUGUUUAGAUAUUUCCCCACACAGUGAAAUGUAAAUAAAUACAUGUUCUUUCUGUCCCAUUGCAUAAUAACCACAGAAAUGGCAAAACAUGUAAUUAGGUGUUUAAUUAUUAAUAUAUAUAUAUAUUUUUUUUUACAACAAUAUACACAGAUUGAGAAAUUGUCCACCGCCUUUGUUACUGAUCAUACUCAGGCACCAGUUACAGUCUAGAAAUGAACGAUGAAAACAUUGUUCAUCAGCUACAUCGUAAAAAUGAGGAAAUCAAGUUGUUUUGUGCGUUCUGGCAGCUUUCGCAUCAAAUGUAACAUUUAGGUCUGUAACUCAACGUGUCGCCAUUUUCCCUCAAUAAAAGUGACACAUGAAAUAUUGUGAUUCUCUUCAGCAGGAUGACUUUCUGGUAAGUGACAAAGAAGCGCUACAGUCUUUGGAUUUUUCAAAAAAAAAAAAAAAAAAAAAAA